AUGCCCCUUGAGGUCGGCGCAAUGGUCCUAAGUACAUACGCGCAAACAGCGGCGCAAGCGAUACUAAACCCAGUUACAUCGGCCGUCUCAAAUAGAUUGUCACCCUAUAAACCAGGCACAAUCACACAAACGGCAGCAGAAACCGCAUACUCUCUAAGCGGGGCGGAAGAUCGCGUCGCGCGCAUGAGAAACCACAGAGGCAACGAUGAUUCAGCCCCCGCCGAUGAGACGGAAAGUCGAGCCAGACAAAUCCAAGAAUACCAAAAGGCCGCGGCGCUGGAAAACGGCCCGCAGUCCCCCUUCCCGAUGGACUUUAAAGCGCGCACUCAGCCCGAAACUCAGGGACCAUUCGGCGAAACCCCGCGGUACACACUUACCAAAGUCCCGGAUACAGUACUGGACAAACUACGCGGGUAUUUCCUCGCCUGGGCACGCUACGACUUCGACAGGAGACCGUCAAAUACACCUCCUAAGUCACCUACUCAGUUUCCAAGUUCACCAUACACUCCUUACAACCCCGACACAGCACAUCUGACACCAUCCAACCCACCGGACCUCCAAACCCAAAGUCAGAAAAGCCUCUGGUACCCAACAAUCCUCUCCAUCAGUCCCUUAAACCCAUCAUACCAGGGCAGGGUGAACCUAAACUCAGCGAUGCAAAAAGUAACUCUCCUCCGGUUCAUCGACGAAAUCCACAUCCCGACUUCAAGCAGGGUGCAAAUCCGCGUCAUGUGUUUUCUGCGGCCGGAUAUCCCCCUUCCGUCUCCGUCUGGGAUGACGGAGAAAGAUCUUGUUGUUGCGCGAGAGAGGGCAGCCGAGGCGGAGAUUCUGGCAGAUGCGUGUGACAUUGACUGUGCGCAGGGGAUACUCGAGCAUCCGGCUUGGGCACCGGAAGUAUUCGGUGCUUCUGAGCGGCAGGGAGGCUGGAUCGAUCGCACGAGAGAGGGCGUGGAGAAUGCAAGGACGCGGGCGGAGAAGAUGGUUGAAAAAGUGCCGCUCCAUUGGCUUGGGGUUCGGUCGGCGACGGCGGAGAUGCGGGAUCGACAGGUGGAGGUUAAUGGGUUUUAUAUUGUUCGAUAG
Molecule: messenger RNA, 1080 nt
Organism: Aspergillus nomiae NRRL 13137
Lineage: Eukaryota; Fungi; Ascomycota; Eurotiomycetes; Eurotiales; Aspergillaceae
Product: LipA and NB-ARC domain protein
Exons: 1
Coding region: 1-1080 (359 amino acids)
Source: RefSeq, a predicted model, not a curated record